Messenger RNA from Porites evermanni, 3036 nucleotides. Lineage: Eukaryota; Metazoa; Cnidaria; Anthozoa; Scleractinia; Poritidae. The record is from the annotation of a GenBank genome assembly.
AUGUCAUUCAGGAACUUUAAUCCAACUGUUGAAGUAAGUUUGAUUCUGGGUAAUACAAUAAUAAUCCUACGCUUUCCAAGUGCUUUUCUUGUCUUAAACUAUAUACAGUCCCCUUUUUACCAUAAGACCAUUACAAUGGGCAGUUACACUGUAACUUGUAUUCACAUCUACUUUAAACUCUAUACUGUACUCGAUCAGUAGACCAUUUUUUGGACAUUCAUUGUACUACAAUACAUGUAUCUUGAAAUCUAAAAAAAAUACAAAAAUGUAGAAAUAUAUAUCCUGAUGUACAUGUAUGUAGCUUUUAAGUGGUCUAAAAAUUAUAUGAUAGUACAAGAGAUUUAUACAAUGUGUAUGUUGUGGUCCAAUUUUGUCCUCUGUUUUAUUUUAUUUUUCUUUCUUUUAAUCUCAUAAUCAUACAUUUCCAAACCCCAAGACAAAGGAAAAUGAAAAUUAAGCCAAGGAUAAAAUUGAACCACAAUAUAUACAUUGGCAUGUUCUUAAAUAUGCAGUUAACUUCAACUCUUUGCUUGCAUGAGAAGCCUAAGGAGAUUGUAUUCCAGUCAUGUUCUCAAUGCUCAGUCUUCAAAUAAAUGUCAACAGAAAUUGUUUAAAGAGAUGCAAGCUGAGGAAGAUAUGGCAAGAUCAGAGGAACGAGAGCGGGAAGCAACUGUCUCUGACGAAGAGAUGGCGAGAAGGUAACAACUACUUUGUUAACUUUUUGUAAAAACUUGAAAAUUUAAUUUUUAUGGUUUAAUGCCUAGUACAUUUUGUUAGCCUUACUGACCUCACUAUACAUGUACAUUUACAAUGUAUUGUAGGGCCUCUUAUUUUGACAUGUAAUCUGAAAAAGUCAUCUCUAUAUCAAUAUGACAACCUGCACUGUACAUGUGACAUACCUAUGUUAUGAUUGAUUAUCUUGAGAGCAUACAUGCAUUCUCAAGAUAUAAAAUCCUCUAGAUGGAUAUAUGGUUGGAUACAUGCACAUGUAGGUUGGAAAGUUUGGGUGGAUCACAUUAGAGCGCUUGGCCACGAGGUCAUGUUCCGCCCAACAUGUAGUUCAUGCUUGUAAAGAGUCAACUGGUUUAGCUCAGGCCAGUUGGGAUUCAUGACCUUGUGAGUCAAAAUGAAAACUGCUGGUUUACCAGUAAAUUUGUUACCCCUAUAGAGUCAGUUUUUCCAAUACAUAAUGUAAUGAUAAAAGAGCUUAAGAGCAUCAGACAGAGGGGCUUUCCCUUGCUGAGAAUUCAAUAGAUUCAUGUACAUGUAUGACUGGAGCUCUUUGCUGAUCAAAUAUAUGACUAAAGCAAAAGGCCAAGGUAGUGAAACUUGUGUAAUAGGAGAAAGAACACUUGAGAUAGUGUGACUUGAUGUUUUACUGGGUAUACCUCCCAAGUUUUAUCAUUUACUAUGCCAGCAUUACAAAGAUAAUUUGAAUUAUCAGCUUUAUAAUUGUAUGAAGAUAAAAAUUUGUGAAAAUCCAUGUAAGUAAUUAAGAAAAAUGCUUGAUAUUUUUUUAAAAAAACUUGACAGUUCUGAGGUUAAUCCUUAAUCAAUUUAUAUCACCUCCAAGUGUCAAGGACAUUGAAAUCAAGGAAUGCAAUGAAAUGGCACUUCCAAUGUCUCAAUAUUUCCUAAAGUUUUUGUGUUUACCAAGUAAGCAUCCUCAUUAUUCGCUGGCAUUGUUUCCAAGUAUGGUCUGUACCUGAAUGAAUGAAUAAAUGAACGAAUGAAUUAUAUUUAAGUGUCAGAGCAUUUAGCUACAUAGUAGCAAAUUGUGGACACUAAAAGAAAAUUCAAAAUAAAAAAAAGUAAAAAUUAAAAAAACAAUUCUGCAAGUGUUUAAAAGCUAUUUUAAACAUUUAAAAUCAUUUUUUAAGACAGGGAAGGUUCAUAAUAAAAAUCUAGAAAAACUGCACUAUUCACAAAAUUCAAUAUCGCUUAGUUCCAAGUAAAACUGAUAUUUAGAAUAUUCACAAAUUAUAACGUUUUAGUUAAGAAGUGAUAAAAUUCCGGUGCAAAUGUGGUUAAGUGUUACAUAAGUUACAGUUGGUGCACGUUCCCUCAGUAAACGAAGUCAAGUCUUCCUUUCUGACGUUCCAUGUAAAAUUGUCCAGCCAAGGUCACUGUGGAUCACUUGAGGAUGGUUUUGACCUGCAGUGUACAAAAUUUGACACUUGCAGUGAAACCACUCGCCUGCGGCUCGUGGUUCCACUUGAGUUUUGAACAUUUCAUGACAUCAUGUCUAUGUGUGUGGUCUAAGAGUGUAGACCAUGGAAGAUUGUGGUCGAUUUGUUAAUAGGACCGCUUAAAGGUGUAUAUUGCAUUUGUGAAGGUCUAAAAGUACUCUGGAUAGACUAGAAGAGUGUUUUCAAUGCAUUUGUGAGAAAACCGUGGAUGGAUGUCACUGAAACAAUUAACUAAACCUCGUCUGAAACCCAGGGUACCUCCAACCAAACAGCUUUGUCUUAUUUCCUUUUUUUGUCAUUCAGCAUGUCUAAAGGGUUGUAGUUAUCAUAGUUUAUUAUGUUAACCUCAGUUUACCUACAGAUGCAUAAUUAUUUAGUUGAAAUGGGAUAAUGUGAUGAUAAUUACUGGCUUAAAGACACACGUUAAGGCCGAUCGUCAUACAUGUAUGCAUCUAUACAACAACAAUUACUUUUAAUGAGAAGCACAAUGUACUCCUCCUACUCUACUCCAUUCAAUAUUGUUAUUAGCCUGUGAGCAAGCUUUUUUGACUCUGAGUGAAGAGUCUGGCAAAUAGAAAGCUUCAGCUUGUAAGGAAUACUACUAUGAGCUGCUUGGUACCUUCUAAAAAGAACAUUAAAGAAACUCUUUGAUUUGUUCACUUUAAAAUAAAAUUUUAAUUCUCUUUAUUAUAACAGAUAUGAAAGUCUGGUGGGUACUGUAGCCAAGAAAUUUUCAACAAAAAGAAAACGUUCAUCAGCAGGUGCUGUUAAUUUUGAAGCAGAAAGUCCUGCCUCUCAUCAACCAUCAAAGAAAACGAAAAGAGGCUUUAUGAAGCCAAGGGAAUAA